AUGGAUACUCAGGGAUAUGCAGGCCCAUUUAGUUUGACUGCCGGAUCCGGAAUAGCUUGUUCGUUUGUAAUUGCACCAAGUAUAUAUGGCACAAUAGCAACACAAAGAUUCAAUUCAACCUACGGUACUACCUAUACAAACACUGGCACUACUGACUCUGAUAGCGGUUAUAUUUGUUUUAAUUCGAUCGAUGUGGCCAAUACAAGCGGCUUCAUUGUAGAAACGUCGAUUAAUUUUCUACCGGCAUCCGUACCAUCUCAAGCAAAUAUUAUAUUAGCCGUAAUCGCCUGGACUGUUAUUCCAAAUCAGUUGUAUAUUACCUCUAUGUAUCAAAUACCAAGUACAGCAUUGUCAAAUCAAACAGGAGUUCAAAGUAUUUCGGUACCCUCAUUGUACAUUCAGGAGGGACAAUAUCUAAGUAUCUGGUUCGCAAACAACGGUCUAAGUGGCAGUGCAGCCCGAUCAAAUGGAAGAAAUCAGUACUGGAGUGCUACAUCAAAUAUAUUAUACAAUGUUCAAAAUGAUAUUCCACUUACAUUCACAUCAUUUGGCCCUGCAGGAAAUGCCGUUCAAUUUACUGUUAAUACUAUUGUAAACUGA
Messenger RNA from Didymodactylos carnosus, 600 nucleotides. The record is from the annotation of a GenBank genome assembly. NCBI's taxonomy places the organism in Eukaryota, Metazoa, Rotifera, Eurotatoria, Philodinida, Philodinidae.